AACGAUAAUGGCUUCCAUGUCGAUGUCUACAAUAGCUGAGGAAUUCCUGACUUGUUCUAUCUGCUUUGAAGUCUACACUGGCCCGAAAACACUUCCAUGCCUUCAUUCAUUUUGUAAAGGUUGCAUCGAUACCCUCACAAAGAAAACACCGAAUAAAAAGGAAUUUUCUUGCCCAGUGUGCAGGGAAACAUUCAAAAUUACUAAUAAUGAUGCAAAAUAUUUGAAAACAAAUUUCUGUUUGAAAAAGCUUAUUGAACUUGUUAGCUCUAGCAAAGAAGUCAAGAAACAGUGUUCGUUUUGUGGUUUAAAAGGCAAAAACAUUGAAGCAUCCUCACAGUGUUUUACAUGUAAAGAUUUACUUUGCUUUGAAUGUGCGGAGCAUCGACAUAGAUCUACAACACUAACAUUAAACCAUAAAAUUCGUUCCAAACAACAGAUUCCGUGUUCUGAACAUACUGGCGAGGACUUGAGGUACUUCUGCGAAACAUGUGAUGUUCCAAUUUGUCGAGAUUGUAUCGUUCUUGGCCAUCAAAACCAUAUAUAUGUUGCUCCAUUAGAUGCAAGGAAAAGAAUGGAAGAAAAUCUGAAUACACAUAUGAACUCGCUGAGAGAAAAUUUAGAAAAAUUUAAAACUGCAAAAGAAAAUGUAGCAUCUGCUUCAGCUAAAUUGGAGGUCGAAAAGCAAGAGUUGAAGGCAGAUUUAGAAAAGAAAAUGAAUAUCAUUAUCGAAAAUAUGAGGGACUCAAAAAAGUCAGUCGAAAACGAAUUCGAUCAGGUCAUGAAAUCAAAGCAAGGCAUGUUGCAAAAACAAGGGGAAUCAAUUGAAAAGGAAAGGAAAUUAAUAGAGGAGACAUAUUCGUUUUGCCACAACCUUCUCAGAUGUGGUAGUGAUAUUGAAAUUCUUACUAUGAAAUCAGAAAUAAAAGAUCGCCUCUCAACGUUACAAUCUUUGAAAAGAACUGAAAUUUGCAAAAUUGAAGACAUUGACUUACCUGUCAUUGAAACCAGUACUGAUGGAUGUAUUUUUAACUUGGUAUACCAAAUGGCAGGGGGAAGUAAGAGAAGUUUGAAUAAGGAAGACAAAAAACUAGAAAGAACAAAUCGAGAUAAGACUAAAAAUGAAACAAAACCAUCUGAAAAAAAUGCACCCAUUAGAGACGUAGUCAAUGGCUUAUAUCCUAAAUUACUACAAAGGUUUUGGGAACCUCACGAUAGCGAUAUUCAAAGAGCAAGAUACACAAGUGUAACGUGGAUUGGAGCCAGGACUGUGUGUUUAUCAUCAGAGGCUCUGGGUACAUAG
Molecule: messenger RNA, 1300 nt
Organism: Saccostrea echinata
Lineage: Eukaryota; Metazoa; Mollusca; Bivalvia; Ostreida; Ostreidae
Product: E3 ubiquitin-protein ligase TRIM56-like
Exons: 2
Coding region: 8-1300 (430 amino acids)
Biological process (GO): positive regulation of DNA-templated transcription
Cellular component (GO): chromatin; nucleoplasm
Molecular function (GO): ubiquitin-protein transferase activity; zinc ion binding
Source: RefSeq, a predicted model, not a curated record